AUGGAACGCAAUUAUGAUCUCCAGGGUAGAAACGAACAUGGAUUUGAUCCUGAUAUGGAAUAUAAUUUGGCUGAUACUUCACAUACAGUCCUGAAUGGCUCAGCCAGUCACGAAAAUUUACUCCAAACAACACUUCAAGACCAUGAAGAUCUUGAAGAGAAAGUUGUGGCAAAAACUCUCGAAGAAUUAGACGCUGAUAUUCUUCAUGCAAUGGAGAAGUUGAGUAUUACAGAUGAUGAAAUUAAGUCUUCCACAUCAGAAAGCCAGAGCAACCAAAAUUCUGAGUCUAUUAAGAAAAAGGACAAGAAUUCUAAAUAGUCCAGAUCAAGGUAGCACGAAUACUGGUAAUCUAGAGAUGGAGGAUUACAUCCAAAUAGUAUGUGAGGAACUCCUAAAAGAGCUCCAGAACACCCAAGACCUUGAUUCCUGCCUAAUCUCGAUCAACAAGGCAAUGGAAUACGUGAAAGAUGAAUCUGAAAGAAGAAUUAAGCAAAAAUUCAAAAAGCCAGUCUGAAAGCUUUCAUCUGAUAAUCUGAUACUUAAAUAAAGCAGUCCGGAUUCUCUUCAGCAAACUUGAACUGUACAAACAGAAUCAAAGGAUGGUAAAAGAGUAUGAAGACAUGAAAGCUCUUCUCCUCCAAAAAGAUCAGGAGAUUCAAAGGCUAAAGGAGAAAGAAAUGGAGCUCAACUACCGACUGAAUUCUCAAACAUGCCACCUUAGCUACAACAUGAAGGAAAAAUAGCUGGAGUAUUUAAACCUCUUCUGAACCUU
Moneuplotes crassus is the source of this 772-nucleotide messenger RNA. NCBI's taxonomy places the organism in Eukaryota, Ciliophora, Spirotrichea, Euplotida, Euplotidae. The record is from the annotation of a GenBank genome assembly.